AUGCUUUGCGAGCGAUCCACCUUCUUCAAGAACCAGCUCCAGGAAUCACGGCAGGAUAUGGAGGGCGAGUGUGUCAUAUGCCACGAAGAUCUCGAUCCUGUCGCGCUAGACUUGACAUACUGCAAGACAUGUGGGAACAACGUUCAUGAAAACUGCAUAGACAGACGGACCACGAUCGACAACACAUGCCCUACAUGUCGUGCAGAGUGGGUCGAGCCGCCAUCCUCCCAGUCGAUGGAUCUUGCACAGGUUGAAGUCAAUGGGUUCGACAUGUACGCUCAGUGGCUCUACGGAUCCAGCCUCCCAUCAUACAACGCGGAUGAAGAUGGCGGUGAACUUCGUUGCAUCCGGCUGAUCAACGCGCAUAUCGUGGGCGACCUCCUAAAAGACAGUCAGUUCGUGCAAGCUGUGCGCAAGGAGAUCAUCAAGUGCAGCCUGAACAUAUCAGAUGCGUCUCGCUACACACUCCUUACUCAUGUUUACGAGAGCACAAAGGACCGCUGCGCUCUUCGGAAAUUGUUCAUCGACUUGCACAUUCUCAGGAAUAAGCACACAAGGGCUCAGAUGCGUGAAGCUCCGAAGGCCAUCACUCAUGACCUUAUAUACCGUUUACUGGAGAGGUCGAGGACUCUUCGUGACGAAGAUGUCUGGAGCUUCAUGAGGGAUGAAGGAUAUAUCGAACAGGACGAGGCAAAUAUUGACGAGGUAGAUGACACCACCGGGAAUGAGAGCCUGGACAGUUGA
Molecule: messenger RNA, 744 nt
Organism: Alternaria arbusti
Lineage: Eukaryota; Fungi; Ascomycota; Dothideomycetes; Pleosporales; Pleosporaceae
Exons: 1
Coding region: 1-744 (247 amino acids)
Molecular function (GO): ubiquitin protein ligase activity
Source: RefSeq, a predicted model, not a curated record